Molecule: messenger RNA, 1018 nt
Organism: Cercocebus atys (sooty mangabey)
Lineage: Eukaryota; Metazoa; Chordata; Mammalia; Primates; Cercopithecidae
Product: olfactory receptor 52E4
Exons: 1
Coding region: 17-955 (312 amino acids)
Biological process (GO): G protein-coupled receptor signaling pathway
Cellular component (GO): membrane
Molecular function (GO): olfactory receptor activity; G protein-coupled receptor activity
Source: RefSeq, a predicted model, not a curated record
GACACUUGCUGGGAGAAUGCCUUCUGUCAAUGACACCCACUUCUAUCCCCGCUUCUUUCUCCUGCUAGGAAUACCAGGACUGGAAACUUUACGUAUGUGGAUUGCUUUCCCAUUCUGUAUUGUGUACCUGAUUGCCAUUGUGGGGAAUAUGACCAUUCUCUUUGUGAUCAAAACCGAACACAGUCUACAUCAGCCCAUGUUCUACUUCCUGGCCAUGUUGUCUAUGAUUUAUCUGGGUCUGUCCACAUCCACUAUUCCCAAAAUGCUAGGAAUCUUCUGGUUCAACCUCCAAGAGAUCAGCUUUGGGAGCUGCCUUCUUCAGAUGUUCUCUAUUCACAUGUUUACAGGCAUGGAGACUGUUCUGUUGGUGGUCAUGGCUUACAACCGCUUUGUUGCCAUUUGCAACCCUCUCCAGUACACCAUGAUCCUCACUAAUAAAACCAUCAGUAUUCUAGCUUCUGUGGUUGUUGGAAGAAAUUUAGUUCUUGUAACCCCAUUUGUGUUUCUCAUUCUGCGUCUGCCUUUCUGUGGGCAUAACAUCAUACCUCACACAUACUGUGAGCACAUAGGUCUGGCCCAGUUGGCCUGUGGACCUAUGAAGAUCAACAUAAUCUAUGGGCUCAUGGUGAUUUCUUAUAUUAUUGUGGAUGUGAUCCUAAUUUCUUCUUCCUAUGUGCUUAUCCUUCGAGCUGUUUUUCGCCUUCCCUCUCAAGAUGCCCGACUAAAGGCCUUCCAUACCUGUGGUUCUCAUAUCUGUGUUAUGCUGUGCUUUUACAUACCAGCAUUUUUUUCUUUUAUGACACAUCAUUUUGGCCAAAACAUUCCCCACUAUACCCAUAUUCUUUUGGCUAACCUGUAUGUGAUUGUCCCACCUGCCCUUAACCCUGUCAUUUAUGGAGUCAGGACCAAGCAGAUCCGAGAGCAAGUUGUGAAAAUAUUUGUACAGAAAGAAUAAUUAUGCAAUAAAGUUGGGAUAAGUAUAUCUAUAUACCACCCAAAUUAUGAUCAUCUGAGCUUC